UGCAAUGCGGUAUUUUCGGCCGGUGGAAAUGCAAGAGACCAACAAAGUGUAAAACAUUUCUAUUGAAUCAUGUCUUGUGGUGCGGGCAAUUUUGCUCCGAUAAGAACCAGAGCUUCUGCAGUGUUGAACGAGAAAGCAGCGGAAUCGUUUAACGUGAUCGUAUUUGAACCAAAGAAAGCGGCGCUAGAGAAAAGGAAAGCUCCUCGGUUGCGACCGCCGCUGGCGCAAGAAGAUGGGAAACAUUCGACGGAUGAUGAGGACGACAUAGAUGAUAUAUUUUCCGAUGCACCACGCAAGAAGCCGAAGAAAAUGCAAGACCCAACUGUGUUCGACAUAUCAAAAGCACGCAAGGAAAUCAUCAACUUUGGCAUCAGCGGACUCGACAAGAAGAACAAGCAACAAGCGAGCGUAGCAUUGGCCAUCAAGCUGGGUGCGAAACCACCAAAAAACAAGCCCCGCAAUUACCGUGAGAUAUUGGAAGAACAGCGAGCGGCCAAAAAUAACGAGGCGGAAGUGGCCACUAAACGGCGCACCGGGCAGAUCGCGUACGGGGCUACACAGUCGUACAACAGGUACAAGCAGAGAAAGCUACAAAAGCAGCGGAAUCCUACGUCCAUUAUGAAGCACUAUGGAGUGGCCAAACCGCGUAUGGAUAAGAAAAGAUAAUAAAAUUUGAUGGUCAUUUG
Anopheles coustani is the source of this 686-nucleotide messenger RNA. RefSeq lists its product as uncharacterized. The transcript has a single exon. The record is from RefSeq and is a predicted model, not a curated record. The coding region runs from base 70 to 666 and encodes 198 amino acids. Lineage: Eukaryota; Metazoa; Arthropoda; Insecta; Diptera; Culicidae.